UGCUCGCCGGCGUGACGUAUUCCUGCCGCGACAACAAAUCCGCCCUGCGUGCCCUGCAACUGCUGGGCGCGGGGUAGUGGGGGCACGGACGGCAUGUCCGAUUGCUCCCUAAUUUAAUCAACCGCGGAGAAGCACGAGGAAUUUCUUUUCUCGAUCGGUCCAGAAAAGGUGGGAGUGGGAGCGCUUUGGUGUGGGGACGAGCAGGGCGAACGUGACGGUGUCUUCCUCUUCCUCCUCCAGCGCCGCCUCGCCUCCCUCUCCCCCCCUCUGAUCCGAUACCGCCCCACCUCCCUCCCCCCCCCCCCCCCCCCCCCCCGCGCGCCCACCUUCCGGUCACUCGUUGCGAGUGCCUCGUCCCCGCCGGCCAGCUGCAGCUCGUCCCCGUUCGCCAGCUCGUCGCCAGCAGCUCUUCUCCGCCCAGCCGCGGCCACGCCGGCGCGAGGAAGGGUCGAUUUGCGAUGGGGACGAAGGAAAGGCGUCGCCGUUGCCGAGAUCCCAUCUGGGCUAAGCGGUGGGGAACUGAAGUAGAGCAAGAAGCGUUAACAAACGCGGAAUCGUCCAGCAGGGAGAGCUGAAGUCAGGUGGAGCUGGAGCUAGAGCGACUGGGAGUUGGUUUAGAGCGUUCCUCCUCUCUGUCCCCCCACCGAUCCGAUUUCUCCCCCCGCAUUCCUCCUCUCGCGUCCGUUCUUCUCCCUUCCUUCGCCGGUCUCGCUACGGAUUCGGCACCCCUCACGGCGUUGCGAGCGAGUGCCUCGUCGUCUGCCGCCGGAGCCUUGUCUCCUCGAGAGGCUCUUCUUCAGCUUGCAGGAUCAGUCCCAGUUGACGCUACAGUAAUCGGCACCAGAGAUUUCUCUGGUGAGGUUUCACUGCUCCCCGAUGCCCCGCGUUACGGCCGCCGCCCCACCCAGCUGCUCACCGCGCGGGUUGAUUCCUCUGCGAUCGAGCAGAGCGUCUCGUCCUUGUGUCGCUAGAGCAUAUUCUGGCAAGAGGUUGGGAGCAGAAAAUACAAGGGUACAAAACGUGCAUAGGAUGGGACUGGAGACUAGAAUAAGGAAUCAGCUCCUGAGACCCGAAUUGCCACCUUCUUCAUAUGACACGGCAUGGGUUUCUAUGGUGCCCUUGCGUGGUUCUAAUCAGUCUCCAUGCUUCCCACAAUGUGUUGAGUGGAUAUUGCAGAACCAACAGGAUGAUGGAUCUUGGGGUGUCAACCGAUUUGACUCAUCAGUCAACAAGGAUGUUCUUUUAUCCACUUUGGCAUGUGUUCUUGCAUUAAAGAGAUGGAAUGUUGGCAGGGAGAACAUCUGGAGAGGACUGCAUUUCAUUGGAAGAAAUUUCUCUGUUGCUAUGGAUGAGCAGACCACUGCUCCUAUAGGUUUCAACAUCACUUUUGCCACUAUGCUAAGCCUCGCGAUUGAUAUGGGUUUAGAAUUUCCUAUAAGGCAAACUGAUGUCCAUGGGAUUCUUCACCUCCGCAAGAUGGAAUUGAAAAGACAGGCUUUGUACGGUUCUUAUGGAAGAAAAGCAUAUAUGGCUUAUAUCGCAGAGGGGUUAGGAAACAUGCUGGACUGGGAUGAAGUUAUGAAGUUCCAGAGGAAAAAUGGAUCAUUGUUCAGCUGCCCUUCCACAACUGCAGUUGCAUUAAUCCACAAAUACAAUGAUCAAGCCCAUCAAUACCUAAAUUCACUUGUCAGUGAAUUUGGCGGUGCAGUGCCAGCAGUGUAUCCUUCAAAACUACAUUGCCAGCUCUUAAUGGUGGACGCACUCGAAAGAAUGGGAAUUUCUCAGCACUUUGUCAAUGAAAUAAAAAACAUCCUGGACAUGACAUUCAGUCACUGGUUACAAAAAAAUGAGGAAAUCAUGAUGGACAUAGCGACAUGCGCGAUGGCAUUUCGCCUUUUAAGGAUGAAUGGUUAUGAUGUUUCCUCAGAUGAACUGUCUCAUGUUGCUGAAGCUUCCACUUUCUGUGAUUCACUUCAAGGAUAUUUAAAUGAUACAAAAUCCCUACUGGAACUGUACAAGGCUUCAAAAGUCAGCUUAUCAGGAAACGAUUUGAUCUUAGAUAGUAUAGGAUCAUGGUCUGGCAACUUAUUGAAGGAUAAGUUGUGCUCUAGUAGGGUGCAAAAAACCCCGAUUUUCGGAGAGAUGGAGUAUGCUGUUAAGUUUCCCUUCUAUGCGACACUGGAGCGUUUAGAACACAAGAGAAACAUUGAAUAUUUUGAUGCCUGGGGUUCUCUGAUGCUAACGACAAAAUGCUCGUCUUUUCAUGUCACUGAAGAAUUUCUAGCUUUGGCUGUCAAAGAUUUUAGUUUCUCUCAAUCUGUUUACCAGGAUGAACUUCAGCAUCUUGAUAGUUGGGUGAAGGAGAACAAGCUGGAACAACUACAAUUUGCUCGGCAGAAAUUGACUUAUUGCUAUCUGUCUGCUGCUGCUACCAUAUUCCCUUCUGAAUUGUCUGAUGCUCGCAUUUCAUGGGCCAAAAAUGGUGUGCUCACAACUGUGGUUGAUGACUUCUUUGAUGUUGGGGGAUCAAAAGAGGAAUUAGAAAACCUGAUAGAAUUAGUUGAGAAAUGGCAUGAGCACCAUGCAGAUAAGUACUACUCAGAGCAAGUAAAAAUAGUAUUUUCUGCUAUUUAUGCAACAACGAACCAGCUUGGAGCAAAGGCUUCUGCAGCACAAGGCCGUGAUGUUACAAAACACCUAGCAGAAAUUUGGUUAGGUCUGUUGAGGUCUAUGAUGAUGGAAGCAGAAUGGCAGAGAAGCCAACAUGUGCCAACAGUUGAAGAAUACAUGACAAAUGCUGUUGUCUCGUUUGCACUGGGCCCCAUUGUGCUCCCAGCAUUGUAUUUUGUCGGGCAAGAGCUCUUAGAGCAUGCUGUCAAAGAUCAAGAGUAUGAUAAAUUAUUUAGGCUAAUGAGCACUUGUGGCCGGCUCCUUAAUGACAGCAAAGGUUUUGAGAGGGAAGGCAGCGAGGGAAAGCUGAAUAGCAUUUCGCUACUUGUUCUUCACAGUGGCAAUUCUAUGUCCACAGAAGCGGCUAAGAAGGUGAUACAAAAGUCCAUAGACACGUCUAGGAGGGACUUGCUAAGAUUGGUUCUCAGGAAAGAAAGUGUUGUCCCUAGGCCAUGCAAGGAUCUCUUCUGGAAGAUGUGCAAGAUUCUUCACUUGUUCUACUUUCAGACUGAUGGAUUCAGCUCUCCGAAGGAAAUGGUCGGUGCAGUGCACGCAGUCAUCAAUGAGCCACUCAAAAUCCAAAUGGGUGAUGCAUCCUCAUUUCAUCAGAAAAAUGAGGAUCUCCUGUAGUCUGUCAUGUUCAUAUCAAUCAGAGGCAGCAGCAGGCCAAACAGCUAGUAUCAUACACUUUAAUUUGGCUGAUGUUGCGAUGAACAACGUAGGUGUUGUACAUAGCCCUGUGAUUCUUUGCUAGUGAGAGUUCGUUGUCCUCUUUCACAAAAUUUUGUCGAGAACUUGCGGUAUUCUGGGAGUUGCUGACCAAAUCCCAAACCCUAUUCGCGGGCUUCCUCCUUUCCCCUUAACAUCAGUAAUAUUAUGUGUUAUUGGGUUAUUAUCCCAAUAUCCUAUUAUGAUA
Molecule: messenger RNA, 3586 nt
Organism: Panicum hallii
Lineage: Eukaryota; Viridiplantae; Streptophyta; Magnoliopsida; Poales; Poaceae
Product: ent-kaur-16-ene synthase, chloroplastic-like
Exons: 15
Coding region: 877-3300 (807 amino acids)
Biological process (GO): diterpenoid biosynthetic process
Molecular function (GO): terpene synthase activity; magnesium ion binding
Source: RefSeq, a predicted model, not a curated record